Messenger RNA from Candida dubliniensis CD36, 1227 nucleotides. It is a transcript of the gene FCR3, whose product is annotated as Fcr3p. Bases 1 to 1227 code for a protein of 408 amino acids. The transcript has a single exon. Gene Ontology annotation, molecular function: DNA-binding transcription activator activity, RNA polymerase II-specific; transcription cis-regulatory region binding. NCBI's taxonomy places the organism in Eukaryota, Fungi, Ascomycota, Pichiomycetes, Serinales, Debaryomycetaceae. Gene Ontology annotation, cellular component: RNA polymerase II transcription regulator complex. The record is from RefSeq and is a predicted model, not a curated record.
AUGAUUUUUAAAACUGAAAAUUCAUCAACACCACCAAAUGCUGAUUGGUCUCAAAGCAAAGGUUUUACCAACCCAGGUUCAUCAAUCCCUAUUUUAGAGGAUGAUUGUGAAUUAGACCACGAAAAUCUUGCUUUAUUGAAUAGUGGAGAACAUGUACAUGAACAGAUAUUUCAUCAAACUUCAGAAUUAAACGGUAUUGGAGUUGUUGCCCCUUCACCAGAGAUGAUGGUUAAUUUGAAUAAUCAACCUGGUUACCAAUACAACAACAAUAAUAAUAAUCUUGCUCAUGAUUUGUAUUUUACUGGACCAAUGCAAAUGCCUUCAACUCAACAUCCUUAUACAACAAAUGCCAAUAAUCGUUUAUCAUAUUCAAAUUCUUCAGAGGAAUUUUCUCCAGUUGGUGCAAACAACAUGUCACCUGAUUCUACAGGAAAUUCAUCUAACCUUGCUGGUAAUAAUAAUUAUAAUAAUAAUAAAAGAAAAGCCAGUAAUGAGUCUUUUUCACCAGUGUCUAGUCUGCAUCACCAUUAUGGCACAGAGACUGGUAAUAAUGGUAUAAGUAAGGCAAGCCACAGGUCAAGGAAAAAACUAUUGGAUGAGAAAGAUGCUGCUUUGAUUGCUCGAGAUGAUUCUGAAUUGACUGAAGAGGAAUUACAAUUGAAACGUAAGGCACAAAACCGAGCUGCUCAAAGAGCAUUCCGAGAACGUAAAGAAUCGAAAUUAAAAGAAUUAGAAGCAAAAUUAUUAGCUAGUGAAGAAGAACGACAAAAAUUACUUGAUGAAUUAGAAUCAAUUAAAAAACAAAACAUUUCCAUUGCCACUGAAAAUGAAAUAUUGAAACAUAACGGAAUAGGAAAUACUAAUAAUAAUAAUGAUAUUCAAAUUGGUAAUAAUAUUAUAGGUCAUGGUCGUUUACUAGUUGAUAAAUUUAAUUUUCCCAAGACUCAAAAAGAUUUUAUUCAACAUGUAUUACAAGGUACUAAUCAUCAAUUAAAAGAUGAAAAUAAAGAUAAAAUAUAUAAUGAUAAUCAAGGUCAUAAAUUACUAGCUCUUGGUGCCGUUUGGGAUUAUUUACAAAUUAAAGCUGAAGAAGCCGAUUUGGAUUUUAAUUCUAUUGAUUUUAAUGAUGUAAUGGAAAAAUUAAAAGGGAAUGAAAAAUGUCAUGGUUAUGGUCCAGCAUAUCCUCUUGAAUUAGUCAAUGAAGCAAUUGAAAGUAGUUUAAAUUGA